Pocillopora meandrina is the source of this 1190-nucleotide messenger RNA. Lineage: Eukaryota; Metazoa; Cnidaria; Anthozoa; Scleractinia; Pocilloporidae. The record is from the annotation of a GenBank genome assembly.
AUGAAAUUUAUAGAGGUACAAGAUAUUGGAAAACUUCAUAGCAUACCGCAGGCUACUGCUGAGAGUGACGUAGAAAAGGAAAACGAAGAAGUUGAUGGCAACUUACUGCCAGUGAUCCCUGGGUAUUAUAUUGACCUUAAAGAGCGUUUACUCCAAAUGGCAGACCUCUACCUUCACAUAGAUAGCCAUAUACCUAAUUUUCUUACAUGGUUUGGUAAACAGAAGGGUCAUUUUUUAGUAGCAAUGGGUGCAGAUGGUGCCCCUUUUGGUAAGGCUAAUGAGGCUUGUGCAUGGCUUGUUUCAUUUUUGAAUGUUUCAGAAAGAGUUGCCUCACCAGAUGAUAAUUUUUUGAUUUGUGGUGCCAACUGUAAAGAAGAUCACCCUGCCAUGGUAGAAUAUGGGAAACAACUUAGAUCAGAGAUGGCCACGAUUGCAAGUCAAACUUUUUCAGUAAAAAAUCAGCAGGUUAAGUUUGAAUUUAAACUUGUUCCAUCAGAUAUGAAGUGGCUAGCAAAAUUUUCUGGAGAACUGAGCAAUGCUGCUAAAUACCCAUGUUCUUUUGCAAAUGUGCAACUUAGUGAAUUACAGGAAAGAGGGCAAAGCUUGAGUAACAAUCCUCAAAGUAAGUGGAGGCCAUGGGAAUAUAAAUUCAGGGAAGAAGUUGCCAAAAAGGUGACACAAUUUAAAGAAAAACAGGCAAGGCCAAUUAAUGCUGCUCAAGAGCAGACAUUGCGUACCAAAGUAUGCAACCACAUAGCAAGCCUUAAAUCUAGACAAGAAUUUGAGCCAAUUCUUGGUCCAGUUAUUCAAAAUGCAAAAUGUGAUAAUCUUCAUGUGGGAAAUAAUUGUUGGGGGCAUUGGCAUAAGUUGCUUUUCACCCAUGUUUUGGCUAAAGCAAAGAUUCCCACCAGUACAAAGUCUGUUUUUCAAUUGCCAGAAGAUAACUCAUUGCGUAAGCAUUUGAAGGCUCUCGGUUUAAAUUAAAGUGCAAGAAGAUGUAUAAUAAGAUUUUGCAAUGGUUUAAAGAGAAACGAAAGACAUCUCCUUUUGAAUUUCGGUUCACUGGGGAGGAAACUAAGAAAUUUUGUGAUGGCUUUAUGUAUCUUGUUGAAGCUCAAAUUGAGGAGGGUGACAUUGAGCAAGCCAAGAGCUUUUUGUGUUAUCUCUUGGGAGAAUGGGUCUUCACCUAA